AUGGCAGCUUAUGCAGCUCUCGCUUCUCUCUUGAAUACCAUUCAGCAGAUGAUGACCCAUCCUACCCUUUCCACUUCUUUCCACAACAUUCAGAUCCAAUCUCUUCAGGAGAAGGCUACUUUGUUGCUCCAUUUCAUAGAGACCUAUCAUUACGGUGGUGGAGUUAGCCAAGAAGCACAACAUCUCGAAAGCCAAAUCACAUCUGCAGCUCAUACAGCUGAGGAUAUGAUUGAAUCACACAUCGUCAAUCAACUCCUUCCUCUUUCAGCGCAUCAUCGCGAAGCAGCUUUCAGUUUCUCUCUCUAUCUACAGAAAAAGAGGGCAAUUGAAGGGGAAAAUGCAGCUGCAGUUGGAGAUGUGGAUCAAUUUCAUGGUGGAUCCAACCAACCAAUUGAAAAGCCUGCACCUCAUGUGGCUACAGGAGAUGGAUGCUUGGAUUAUCUGCGACAGAUAAUUGAAGACAUGGAUGCUAUCAUCCAAAAGGCCAACGAGUUGAAGGAGAAACAGAGAUUCAGAGAGGAGCAUUCAAUACCUCCUCUUACUCUUACUCAGACCAGAGAAGAAAGUGGUAUGGUGGGAUUUCAUGAUGAGUUGAUUCAACUUCUUGACGAGCUCACCGAUCAACGAUCCAAUCGGCAAAUCGUCUCAAUCGUGGGUAUGGGCGGCAUGGGUAAGACUACUCUUGCCAAAUCUAUUUAUGCUAAUCAACUCAUCAUUGAACGCUUUGAUAUUCGUGUUUGGGCUACCGUAUCACAGCAAUACAAUGCUAAACAAAUUCUUCAACAACUUUCUGACAAAGACAACUCCUCCGAUGAAGAUGUAGAUAAAUUAGGAGAACAAUUACAUAAAACUUUAUUUGGUAGAAGAUAUUUGAUCAUAUUAGAUGACAUAUGGAGUGUUGAAGCUUGGGAUGAAGUGAGCCGUUUCUUUCCCGAUAACGGAAAUGGAAGUCGGAUUGUUCUAACUACUAGGUUGUUAGAUGUGGCUAACAAUUGUGGCUCUUCUUGCUUUUCUAAGAAUCUUCUAGAUGAUAAUGAAAGUUGGAAAUUAUUAUGUAAGAAGGCAUUCCAAAAUGAAAAUUGCCCCACUGAACUAGAGGAAGUCGGAAGGGAGAUUGUUAAAUUAUGCAAAGGACUAGCAUUGUCCAUUGUUGUGAUUGGUGGGAGUCUUCAAAAGUCUCCUAGGACUGUAGGAUAUUGGAAGAAUGUUGCCAGAGAAAUAGAAUCAAGUCCUAAUUCAAAAGAGAAAGAAGAAAGCUUAAAUGUAUUGUUUUCAAGUUAUAACCACUUGCCUCCUCAUCUAAAGCCUUGCUUUCUUUAUAUUGGAGUUCUUAAACUCACUAAUUAUGAGAAACUCAACGUCUCGAGCCUCAUCCAACUUUGGGCUGCUGAGGGAUUUUUGAAACCAAAUGGAGGUCGAACUUUAGAAGAGCUUGCUGAGGAUUACAUAAAGGAUCUUAUUGAUAGAAAUCUGAUAUUAGUUGGCAGACAACGUAAAAAUGGGAGGAUGAAAAGUUGUGAUAUUCAUGAUCUUUUGAGAGACCUAUGCUUAAAAGUAGCUGAGCAACAAGGGCUUUUUCAUGUAAACAGUCGAAGCCCUAUACAAGGCACAGAACGCCGCCUGGUAUGUAAUAAGGCUCCUUGGUGGAGGGAAAAGGCUAGACCCUCACUUGCACGCUCUAUGGUGGGAUAUGUGUUUCAGAAGGAGGACUCUUAUAAACAUAGAUUGCUGAGAAUUUUGGAUGCAGAAUGUAACAUAGCAGUUGAAGAAUUAUUUGGGUGUGUUAAUUUGCGCUAUCUUGCAGACCGUCGUAGCCUGGGCCAGGGCAUGUUUGUGCUUCCUAGUUCAAUAUCCUUGGCAUGGAAUUUGCAUGCUUUAAUCUUUCAGAAAUCUUCACCGUGGGGUCCUCGAGUUGUUGCACCAAUUGAAAUUUGGAAGAUGCCACAACUUAGGCAUAUCCAGUGUGGUGGUGGAUUUUAUCUUCUUCAUCCCGACGGACAAUUGCAAGAUGACUUGAUAAUCUUGGAAAAUCUUCAGACGCUUGGGAAAGCAGUGAAUUUGAGGUUGAGUGAGGAUGUGUGCAAAAUCAUUGCCAACAUCAAGAUAUUGCAUCUUCAAUAUAAUGAUGCGUUGCAAGGAUGGGAUGCUAGUUUGAUUGGGUGUUUGUGUAAUCUUGAUCGUUUGCGUAGACUUGAAUCACUCAAACUGACAUGCGACAUUAGGUGGGGGAACAUGUAUUGUAAGCUGAAUGAGAUACUCACAUUUCCGAGAUUGCUAAACAAGUUGAGCUUGAGCAACAUCGGUUUUGAAUGGGAUGAUCUGAGAAUGAUUGGUUCGUUGCCCCUACUCGAAGUUCUCCAGGUACGACGUAACUGUGUCACUGGGAAAAAUAGGACAACGUGGAGUCCUGUUGACGGGCAGUUUCAACGCCUCAAGUUCUUGAAAAUUGAUUGGGGUAAUCUGACAUGUUGGAAUGCAGAUAGUUGUCAUUUCCCGAUUCUGGAGAAGCUUCUUCUUGUUGACGUAUUUGAGUUGGAAGAGAUCCCAUGGGGUAUCGGUGAGAUACCAACACUCAAACUUGUUCAUCUGCAUCUCUGUAGUAACUCUGCUGCGAUUUCAGCUAUUAAAAUAAAAGAUGAGCAGCUCGAGUAUCAGGAAAAUGAUGACCUUCAAAUCCAAAUUCGCGUCGACAAUUAUAACCUGAAGAGAUUCAUGGCAAUGGUGGAAACAGAGGGCUUGACACUCGAUAAUGUUCAAUUCAAGUUAAUUUGA
Molecule: messenger RNA, 2772 nt
Organism: Salvia miltiorrhiza (redroot sage)
Lineage: Eukaryota; Viridiplantae; Streptophyta; Magnoliopsida; Lamiales; Lamiaceae
Product: putative late blight resistance protein homolog R1B-14
Exons: 1
Coding region: 1-2772 (923 amino acids)
Biological process (GO): defense response to other organism
Molecular function (GO): ADP binding
Source: RefSeq, a predicted model, not a curated record